This is a messenger RNA of Cotesia congregata, 279 nucleotides long. Lineage: Eukaryota; Metazoa; Arthropoda; Insecta; Hymenoptera; Braconidae. The record is from the annotation of a GenBank genome assembly.
AUGGAGACAAAAUUGAUGAGACAAAAAUCGAGCGAGUUAUGGUCUGUGGAGAUGUGUCGUCAUACAUACAAUACAUACAUUUAUAUGUAUAUAUAUCUCUUCGGAAAGUUCUCUCACGUGAUUUUUUGUUCUGAGGCGAAGCGUCGGCCAGUAAUUACAUGUGAUCUGAGACAUUUCUUACUUUACUGCGCUAGGUAUGUAAUAUACUAUUACACUUUUUCACUGUUAGUGAAGAUACUGCAUCCACCAUUUGGCCAUUAUUGUAUGGGGAUAAAAUAA